AUGGGUGAACGCAUUGUCAUCCACGUACCACUUCACUCACCACGAGACCAGAUCUACACUGCUCUGCAAUGCCCUCCAUGUCACCCUUCGCCACACUCACCUCUCAACCCAUCACUCUCAUCGCCUCCUUCAACAUGUACUUGCGGUGCUCACCUUUCACCGUCUCUUCCACCUCUCCACCAACCCGCUGCUGCACACCACCACCACCUCCACCUCCGUUCUCACGCAAUCCACAGCCAACCCAAGACGCCUCUCAUUCCACUCUCCUCCUCCACACCUCCUAACUCGGCUGGCUCUGCUCCUGCUGUCGCUGCUGCUGCUGCCACUACUGCUGUCACCUCAUCACCUCGCCCCCUUUCCCAAAGAUGCAUAAUUUUGAAAUAUACUGUUGCUGAGCUAACUUAUAAAGAGGUGCGCUUGCUUUUGCCGUUUAGCGAUGGCCUCGGCUGCAGCGAGACGUGUAUCAACGAUCCACCCUGCUUUCCCAUUCUCACACCACCUGGAGAUCUACGCAUCCACCAACGAUGCAUCGGAUUUGCCCGCAGUUCUGCCAACUGUGGCUCCGGUUUCACGUCUAUCCUGCUAGGACGACCACAGCAUCGAGAACAGUUGAAUCAGAUCAGCGCCUAUCUUGACGCUUCCAACGUGUACGGAAGUGAGGAUUUCGAGAACUCCCAACUGCGUGACGCCCUUAACGAUGAGGGUCACCACCUACGCUCGUCCACCCAACACUGA
Echinococcus granulosus is the source of this 735-nucleotide messenger RNA. Its product is annotated as Peroxidasin. The transcript has 2 exons. Bases 1 to 735 code for a protein of 244 amino acids. Gene Ontology annotation, biological process: response to oxidative stress. NCBI's taxonomy places the organism in Eukaryota, Metazoa, Platyhelminthes, Cestoda, Cyclophyllidea, Taeniidae. The record is from RefSeq and is a predicted model, not a curated record. Gene Ontology annotation, molecular function: peroxidase activity; heme binding.